Messenger RNA from Dendrobium catenatum, 1323 nucleotides. RefSeq names its product cis-zeatin O-glucosyltransferase 1. The record is from RefSeq and is a predicted model, not a curated record. Bases 1 to 1323 code for a protein of 440 amino acids. The transcript is spliced from 2 exons. NCBI's taxonomy places the organism in Eukaryota, Viridiplantae, Streptophyta, Magnoliopsida, Asparagales, Orchidaceae. Gene Ontology annotation, molecular function: UDP-glycosyltransferase activity.
AUGUCGAACGCCGGCGAAGUAACCGUAGUGAUAGUUCCCUUCCCAGUACAGGGCCACCUCAACCAACUCCUCCAUUUGUCCCUCCUUCUCUCCACCCGCUCCGGCUUAGCCGUCCACUUUGCAUCCUUGGCUUCCCACAACCGCCAAGCGAAGCUCCGCCUCCAACUCCAAGGCUGGCCCCUCUCCUCCCUCUCCUCUGUCCACUUCCACGACCUCCCCCUUCCCCCCAUCCCUUCCCCUCCACCCAAUCCUCACUCCCCCAACUCCUUCCCCACCCACCUCCAACCCCUCUUCGACGCCACCGACCUCCUCCGCUCCCCCCUCUCCUCUCUCUUACACUCCCUCUCCGCCACCACCCGCCGCCUCGUCGUUGUCCACGACCACCUCAUGUCGUUCGCGGGCUUAGAAGCCGCUGCGAUCCCCAACGCUGAGUCCUACAAAUUCUAUGGCCUUUCUGUCGCCUUCCUCGGCGAAGUAGAACAACUGAGGAUGAAAGGAACCGACUUGGAUGAGUUAUUUUCGCCGGAGUUCCGAUUGUUUACAGAGCGGAGGCGUAAGGAUGAAUUCCAGAGCUCCGGCCUCAUCAUCAACACUUGUCGGCUGGUGGAGAGGAAUUAUCUUAAAAUUCUUGCCAGGACUGAGGCUUAUUCCUGCGUGCCAGUAUUCGUAAUUGGGCCUCUCAAUCCUUUGCCGCGGCAUGAUAGACCAAAUACUACGCGCGACGAGUGCUUGGAGUGGCUGGACAGGCACCCGCCUUGCUCCGUCGUGUACAUAUCUUUCGGAAGUACAAUAAUUUCCGACGAGCAAGUGGAGCAGCUCGCCUCUGGGCUUCUUCGAAGCGGGCAUCGCUUUUUUUGGGUCCUACUGUACGAGAGCAGUAGCCGGCUGCUGUCGGCUGGUUUCUUGAAGGCGGUGGAGGGGGUGGGGAAGGUGGUGAGGGGAUGGGUGCCGCAGCUGGACAUUUUGGCCCAUCCAGCCACGGGUGGUUUCAUGAGCCACUGUGGGUGGAACUCGUGCAUGGAGGCGGUGAGCUGCGGGGUGCCCGUGAUGGCGUGGCCUAUGCAUUCGGACCAGCCAGCCAAUGCGAGGCUGCUAGCGGAGGGGUUGAUGGUUGGCUUGGUGGUCAGAGGUUGGGAUCGCCGGCGUGAGGUGGUGGCUGCAGAAAGGGUGGAGGAGGUGGUGAGGAUGGUGAUGGAAGGGGAGAAAGGGAGUUGGAUGCGAGAGAAUGCGAGGCGGAUCAGCGAAGCGCUCAGGGCGACGAGGAACGAUGGAGGGUCAUCGAAGGAGGCGUUGGAUCUGUUGGUUGGGCAUUGGAGAAGAUAA